Pomacea canaliculata is the source of this 3194-nucleotide messenger RNA. RefSeq names its product tankyrase-1-like. The record is from RefSeq and is a predicted model, not a curated record. The transcript has 3 exons. Gene Ontology annotation, molecular function: transmembrane transporter binding. Lineage: Eukaryota; Metazoa; Mollusca; Gastropoda; Architaenioglossa; Ampullariidae. Gene Ontology annotation, cellular component: membrane; axon initial segment; synapse. Gene Ontology annotation, biological process: neuronal action potential; negative regulation of delayed rectifier potassium channel activity. The coding region runs from base 1359 to 3167 and encodes 602 amino acids.
GGCACUAAUGCCAAUCUGCUCCCGUCUGGCCCUGGGGCCACACAGUAACGCUUCUGUCUUGUCGUCGUUGAGUUUAAGACGAUUGCUGGUCAUCCACGCCUUCACCGCAACACAACAAGAUUCAAGUCGUUGAAGCGCAUUCCUAGCCACUGCUGGGUCGGGGGAAAACUGUUCAGAAUCUGUGUAUCGUCCGCAAAGAACUGACGUCCCAUCUGAAAGCGCUCAAUUACCCGUCCAAGCUGUGAAGUAUAUACUGAAAAUAAUAAUGGACCCAGAACGGAUCCCUGUGGUAAGCCACACACCAGAGGAACUGCCUCAAAUCAAAUCAAAUCAGACUUUAUUGUCUGUCGAGGAGACCCAGGACGGAAAUUUUUCUUCGCUCACAAGGGCAGGCAUACAUACUCAUACAGACAUUUAAAACACAGAUAGGAGUAAAGAUAGAAGUAGUUUGGAUCUCCGUCAAAUGGUAGUGAAAUUCCAAUACUUUAAAUUUCUGUGUAUAGAUUAAAUAAAUGAGUCGGCAUCAUCCAUAUUAAAUGAGUUGGCAUUGCAACGAAAAGUCCGAACUCCAUUGUCUUCAUCCUCCUAGUACUAGUUUCUAUGUCAAGGCUGUGUUGAAUGUACUGACUGGGAUGACUUUAGAAGCAUGUUCUAAUCUGGACGACAGUAAACACCAUCUCUUCAUAUAUCUCCUUCUGUGUAGAUUGCACCAUUCCAUCAAAGAAAAGUGUUUGUGUUUUAUCAUAACAACAAACAACAAACAAAUCUGGGAACAUAGCGCACUAACAAUAUAGGGCACUAACAUGGCGCACUAACAAUGUAGGGUACUAACCAUGAACGUGUAUAUAAACGGGGAUAUAAGUUCGUGGCACUAACAACAUGGCGCACAAACAACAUCAGGCACGACCUGAUGAGAGCUAUCGUGUCACAUGUUGCUGCUUCACCCGUGACACUAUUUUAUCACUGACGUCACGGUGUGACACGUCACCGUCUGAUAACCACCGAGAGGAACUCUGGGAAUGGGUUAGCCAUCUUGAUGUUUUGCAUGGGUUCAUCUCUCAACAAAAUUUCCAAGAAAAUAAAGUCCGAAGAGAAUGGUUCCGGCUACAUUUGCCAACACCCUUUCUGCGAGGUGAGGUGGUUGUGGGGCAGCAACUCGUGCUCCUUUCUCUCCAUUGUAAUGUGUUCAACAACCAGCCUGAAAUUGUCUCUCUUGAUCUAACCCUUGCCCAGCUACAAGGGAGCACAGCAGAAACACGUCUACCACAACAUUCAGUCAAACAUUACCUCAACUUCCUCUUGUCGUCUUACCUGAGUUCUUCUGAACUUGUCAAGAGACGGCCAGUUACAAAACCGCAAUGUUGUAUCUGAUGGCAACACUCCCUUGCUAUGUACAAACGAUGCACAGCGACAAGCCGACGCGGAGGUCUUCAGUGGGCGAGAGCUGUUGGACUGUCUUCCAAGAUGCCAUCAUUAACGGACGGGUCGAGAUUUGCCAUGAAAUCUUGACCCCGCAGGCAUGCUCCCCACACUGCCCCCAAGUAGGAGACUUUCACGCCCGCACGAUGACCAGUCUCCAACUGGCCGGCUGCCUGGGCGCACUGUCCCCAAAGGAGCGUCUCGUGCACUUGGAUGCCAUCGCCUUCCGGAAGCUGCGCACGACAUCGCUGCACAUGGCGGCGCUGUAUCGCCGACCUCACUUCGUGCGGUUGUUACUGGAGCAGGGUGCUGACCCGCUUCAAGUGGACGGCUUCGGCAGGACCCCAGGGGCCGUGCUGCUUGAACACUGGCCGAGGGUCCAGUUGCCGUCACCAGCGGAUGACUGCCUGACCAUUAGGCCGCUCACCACCAGAGACCACAUCAGUGACACGACACUUCAGCUACAAGCCGGAAGUGACGGAAUAGGUGACCUGGAGGGACUCGUUUUCGACGUGCAUCACCAUGGAAACCGGGAGAUGGAGCUGUUCAAAACAAAGGUUAUGGUGUGGCGCUUACGGUCAGCAGAGUCGCUACAUUACCUGCUGGACCAUUGCCCUGACAUCAACCACAUCGCAGACCGAAGGCGGGCAGCCACGUUGCUGCACAUAGCCGCUCGCUACGAUCUCACUGAAGUCAUCGAGACGCUGGUGAAGGUGGGGAGACAGCGACUGAUGAGAGACAUCAACUCCAAGCAAGAAGACAACGACAGCAGCGUUGUUCACAGACGUGUAGCAGCGACAGCAGGCGGCGAGAUGCCAUGCGAAGGCGGAGCUGGCAAGAAGAGCAAGCAGUGGGACGACCACUCUAUCCGUCAGGAAACAACCAGACCCGGCCUCCUUGCUACCUUGAAAAUGAUGAGAAGAAGGGGAGACAAUGCAGCUGCAAGGGAGAAAAGUCUUUCAGCAGUAAGCUCUGCUGCUUCCGUCAUACUGGCCAGUGACUGCAAGUCAGCAGCUGCACAGCCAGAAGAGUGCAGCUGUCAGAGCCACGCACUAGCAGCCAAUGGCAGACUGGACCUUGAGGUGCGUAACGCCACGUGCAAGACGCCGCUGGCGGUGGCGGUGGACCGAGGCGCCAUCAACGCCGUGGUCUGUCUCCUCAAGCAUGGCGCCAGUUGCCUGGCUGUAGACUUGUAUGGCCGCUCAAUCUUACACUUCCUGUGCGAGCGCGACAUGACGUUUGAUCACGUGCUGUGUGACGUGCUGUCACGUGGAGUUGACAUCAACUGUACGGAUAAUGGCGGUAACACGCCUUUGCACACAGCAGCUCUCGUUGCCAGCGUGAGGAAAAUCGAGCUUCUGGUGCAGAGUGGCGCCUCGCUGGACACGCUCAACUUGGCGGGGAAGUCGCCUCUCUUUCUCGCCUUUAAUCGCAAAGACUCCUCGGCACGGGAGGUCAUUCUCCUGUUCUUACUUAGCAGCGUGGGCCUCCGACUACGCGAUAAGUUCCAGCGUUUGCCGCUGCUGCUGCAGCGCCCGGAGAACCAGACUUGUCUACAACUACUGGACGACAUGGCCCACAACUCAUUCACGCUCUUUCAUCGCUGCGUCAUCGCCGUUAGACGUCAGAUCGGCUUCGGCAAUCUGAUGAGUAUGGCGCACCACACUGACCUGCGGUGUCCCUAUUUCAUUCAGCUCACUGUCUUUGGACAAGAAGAGAGACGCAUUGUGACAUCAUUGUGUGUGUGACACUGCAGUGAGUGGUUUGUGGAUUCC